This is a messenger RNA of Doryrhamphus excisus (bluestripe pipefish), 5110 nucleotides long. The record is from RefSeq and is a predicted model, not a curated record. Lineage: Eukaryota; Metazoa; Chordata; Actinopteri; Syngnathiformes; Syngnathidae.
AACAGUGACUCACUGAAGUGUCCGCGUGUUGUGCGGGUCAUUUUCGCCACUUCAUGUGCACGUUUCAGACAUAAACACGCUCCAUUUGAACUGAAACAUACUUGGCCGGAUUUAACAUCACAUUUGUCGGUGCAGCGGGAGCGUCUAAUCACGUAUCGUCGUCAAAGAUGCGUCGCGGGGACAGUUAUGGAGCUUCCUCGAUAUUAAGCUAGCAUGUCUACCCGGAGAAGUGACGCCUUGUGGAGGAAUUUGUCAUAACAGAUAGCAUAUUUGAUCUCCGUACGGGCAACUUUAGACGUCAAAAAGGAUAAAGUCGGUCGUGGAAGAAGCCAGAAGACGCGUUCUCUCCCCCAUGUGAGGAUUACAAAGACCACAAGACCUCCUAAAGGGAAGAUCUUUUUGAAGAGUCCAGUAUUCGAGUCCCGGAUUCAUGUGACUUGUGUGCAGCAACAACAGUCCGCCUGAUCGAGAGUCCUUCCUCGCCCGGGCGUAUUGAUGCUCGUCAUGAGCGUACCAGCCCAACAGAAACCUGGCGCAAAACGAACGGGCAAACGCAUCACCUUUUUCUCUGAUCCAUCCGCCGCCAUGAAGGAGGCCGCCCAGCACCCGGAAGCGCCCUACUACGUCCAAACCGGCGUCACUACAGAACCUGGGAAAAUUGAGAUCGCAAGCGGGGCAACGGCGGCGUCCAAUCCGGAGGGCCCGCACGUGUACCUCAACUCUGUCAUCUUCAGCCCGGACAAGGGCGACCAGAACCGGGGUCACUAUCAGCAAACCGUGCCCAUGAAGUGGGCCCACCAGGAGCCCGGUCAGCAGACGCCCUCGUUGUCCCAGCAGCAGAGAGCCGCCACCUGGACCACCAUGGCGAACUGGGGACAGACCUUUGCCAAUUACCUGGGCGGCGUUAACGUCGCCGACUCCAGGAACCAGACCGCGUUUGUGAAGACGAUGCAAGAAGGUCCCCGGCAGAACUCCGGUAAAGCUGGAGACAAGCAGCCAGACGCCUACAGGGAUGCUGUCAAGGCCCGGGGUCUGGACUGGGACCAGCAGCAGCAGCAGACUCCGGCAUUCCAGGAGACUCUGAAACCCGGGGCGCUGAAUCCCCAACCAAACAGCACAUCCCACCCGGGGGGAAGCUCGGUCUUGCAGCCUUUUCAGUUGGCCUUCGGUCAGCCCCGGCAGCACCUGCCCCCGUACUAUCAGACCUUCCAAGGCAACACGAGGUUGCCGAACCCGCCAAACUACUCGGUGCAGGCCAAACCCCCGCAGCAGCAGCAGCACCCCCUCGUCCAGCAGCAACUUCACCACCAGCAGCACCUUCAAAUGCAGCAGCAGCAGAUCCAGAUUCAGCAGCAAAUGCAACAUCAGCAGUUGCAGCAACAAAGCCCGCACGUGCUGGACUACUACCCCCCUGCCCCCAACGCACACCCUCACCCUCACCCGCAACCUGCGGUCGUACACUCCCAGGAGUCCUCUGCGCCCGCUCCCCCGCAAACCCAGGAACCGAUCAUCCAGGACAUCACCCCAGAACCGCAGCAGUCGCUAGACGCGCCGCGGCCGCCCGGUCCGCCGGACCCCCUGUCCCAGACGCAGCUCCGCAGGUCGCGGCGCCUCUCCAAGGAAGGGGGGGCACCGUCGGACAACACUAACCCCUUUGCCGCCUCCUCGGAGCAGCCCGACUCUGGGAUGCAGGGCCCCCGGAACGGGACCCGGGACAUUGUGGCGGCGCCGAUGGGCGUCAUCCAGAGCACACGCAGGAAGCGGAGGGUAUCUCAAGAGGUCAACCUGGAGACUUUGGCGCAAAAGGCGUCGGAGAUGGAGACGCUGCCAUCGCACGCCGUUAAGGACACACACCGCCCGUGGAGCCCCACCCACCAGGCCCCGAACGCCAAGCGGCCCCGAGACGACAGCCUGCUCCCCCUCGUCAUCCCCGUGUCCGUGCCGGUGCGUCGCCUCGACAUGUCGUGCACCGACCGGGAAGGAGCGGCGCUCGUGACCAACUGGCCGCCGAGGCCUUCCGACCCGCUGGAGCACGACGCCGGUGCCGAACGCAAGCCCUCGGUCAUCGUCACCCGGCGCCGCUCGCUCAGGAACUCGCUGUCGGAGAACCCGGAGCAGAAUGGCGGCGUCGAGGGCGAGAGGGACGACGACACCAAAAAGCUGAAGCGCCGCCCCAGGCCCGAGCCCCUCUUCAUCCCGCCGCCCAAGCCCGCCGUGUUCAUCGCCCCGCCCGUCUACUCCACCAUCACUCCCUACCAGAGCCACCUCCGCUCGCCCGUGCGCCUGGCCGACAACCCGCUCGCCAUGCCGCCCUACACGCCUCCGCCCAUCCUCAGCCCCGUGCGCGAGGGCUCGGGCCUCUACUUCUCCACGUUCCUCUCCUCCGCCGCGGGGGGUCUGCCGCCGCCGCCCGCGACUCCCAAGUCGGCCACGCGUAGCCUGCUGUGCUCCAGUAGCUGCGACAUGACGCCUCCGGUUCUCUCCGCCAUGACCGAGGCCACGCCAGUCAGCAUUGAACCACGGAUAAACAUCGGGUCGCAGUACCAGGCAGAGGUGCCGGAAUUGAGGCAGCGGUCUCUGGUGGAGCUGGAUCCCCACCAGGCGGAGCUGGUCUGGGUGCCGCUGACUGCGCUGGAGGAGAAACCAGACUACCACAAAAGAGUGAAAGACCUCAUGCACCUGGCGUGUUCCAGCGCUUUCCACGGAGGAGGCUCCAACCAGGAGCUGGCGCACCAUUGUCUCUACGAGUGCAAGGGCGACAUCAUGGCCGCUUUGUCUCUGCUCAUGCUGAGGAAUCCCGUUUUGCCCAAGUCUCAUGUUUUGUCCAACUACCACUACUCAGGAUCAGACAGAUGGUCAGCAGCUGAGAGACGUCAGUUCAACAAAGGUAUCAGCAUCUACAAGAAGGACUUCUUCAUGGUGCAGAAGCAGGUGAGCACCAAGACGGUGGCGCAGUGCGUGGAGUUCUACUACUCCUACAAGAAACACGUCAAGAUCGGACGCAACGGGACGCUGACGUACGGCGAGGCGGAGCCGACCGCGGCCGACGCCGUCACGGCGAACCACAAGGGCUCGCACAGACCGGAGGAGGACAGCAGGAAGUGGGAAGGCUCAGCUGACCGGAAACAGGACGUCUGCCCCGCCAGAGGGGCGCACACGCUGCCGCCCGGCGACAACCCCGCAACCGUCCUGAUCAUGCGAAGCCAGGAGGACGUCAUCGAGAGGGAUAAGCCCCCGCCGCCACCGCCGCUACCGACUCACUUCGUCACCGCCGCCCCUCGUCCGCCGCCUCCCGGCUCCAAACCACGCUACGACGCCGCCACCGCCGCCGCGGGCAAAACCAUCCCGCCAACGACCGCUAAAGGCUCAAGCGGCCCCGAGGGAGAGUUCCCCUGCAAGAAAUGCGGCAGGAUCUUCUACAAGGUGAAGAGCCGCAGCGCCCACAUGAAGAGCCACGCCGAGCAGGAAAAGAAGGCCGCCGCUUUGCGCCAGAAGGAGGCGGAGGACCGCGCGGCGGCCAUUGCCAUGGCCGCCGCUGAGGCCGCCACUACUGCCGCCGCCGCCGCCGUCAUGGCCGCACGGCAACACAACGGAACGCGGCAGACGGGCGGAGACAGCGAGGACGACGAGUCGACAGACAGCGACGAGGACGACGACGACGACUGGCAGUGACGGAGAAGAAUCUUGAUGGAACGGGAAUUGCACCUUCAGGGACACGUGGACGCCCCAUGUGUGUGUGUGUGUGUGUGUGUGUGUGUGACUUUAUACCGCCAAUCAAAAGUUUGAAGAUAUUUCUUCCAAACGCGAGCGGUAGCCUUUUUCACUGCAUGCUACGCUAGGUUCCUACGCGGGUACUGAUGUCGCAAUAACAUACGUGAGCUACGAGCUAACAAAUGCUAACAUUAGCCUAGCAUGUUGUCGCGCUUUCAGCUUUUGGGGCGCCGCCGUGUUACACGUACUCCGCUUGGACGCAGACCAAGCCGACAUGUUGUUGUUGUUGUUGUUGUUUUGUUAGCGUGUCCACUUCAAUGCGGCUUGGUUUUCUCAGUUCCUGACAGCAGGGAAGCCGGUUCAACUCCGAUCAAAGAGGUAUUUUGGGUUAGGGUUAGGGUUAGGGUUAGGGUUAGGGUUAGGGUGUGUUUUUUUUUUUUUUUUUUUUUUUCACAGCCACGCCCACGCUCAGCACUUUUACAUCUAAAGACUUCCCGGGACCGCCUCCCUCCCGUUGAACACCCAUCCCGUCCAGCAUUAGAAGAGUCACGGAACACUGAAGGUGGUGCUUUUGUUGCACGAAUGAGCGUCGUUUAUUUGAGCUUCACUUGCCUUUUCACGCUUUUUAUGACAAUCUUGACUUUUUAAAUAUAUACAAUGUGUACAUAUACAGGGAAAUGUUAUGUUUGUGAAUAUUCUUGUCUAUUAUUAUUAUUAUUAUUAUUAUUAUUAUCAUAUACAUGUUUUGUGAUUUUUUUUCCUACCCCCUUUUUUUUUAUAACCUUUAUUUCAACAACUGUGACGAGACAAAUGAAGACAAUGGAUGGCUUCUCCUGUGAAUUCUGUUAAGCCCCGCCCCCUCCUGGCCAGCGGCUGCCUCUGUUGCUAUGGCAACACGUCCACUUCGAGGUAAUUUUUUUUUGUUUGUUUUUUUUGUUUUUUUUGGAGAGGGGGGACAACUGGCGUCUAUGCACGGACUGUGUGCGUGUGCGUGUGCGUGUGUGCAAGGAGGUUUUUUUUUUUUUAAUGAAGUUUUGCAGACUUUAAUUUAUAUUUGUCGUUGAUGAGGUCAAGGACCGUUAUUAAAAAAAAACAAACCAAAAAAAAAACACAAGGGACAAAAUAUUGGAGGAAAAAAAAACCCACACCAAGAAAAAAAAAAAGAUUUAUUUAGGUAAAAUUAAAUGUAUUUAUAUAUCUAUACAUAUAUAUGAAUGAAAGUCUAUGUUUAUGCAUAUUUUCUAUGCUAUUUUCAUAAGGUUCACACUAACGAGUACUUUUUAAAAUCUGUGGUGGCUGUAACUUAUUUCUUUUUAUUUUGCAAUUGAUUUCAUACCGCGUUUGUGUUUUUAGCGCUGAUUUACAAAGCACUGUUUAAAUAUUAAAAGUUUUAAAAUCA